CUCGAGCGCCAGUUUCCUCGCAGCAGGCACGCGGCCGGCUGCCUGUAGUGCGCGGUGCGAACCAUCACACGCGAGUUCGCGGUCAUAGGCUCGAACGAACACCGAAACCGACGGUCAGUGUAGUGACCAUGAUGAUGGACAACGGGAUGAUGAACAGCUAUGACGGGUAUCCCGACGGCUAUAUGGAACAGGAGGAGGAGUGGGAACGCGAGGGUCUAUUAGACCCGGCUUGGGAGAAGCAACAGAAAAAGACCUUCACAGCAUGGUGCAACAGCCACCUCCGCAAAGCCGGCACCGGCAUCGAGAACAUCGAGGACGACUUUCGCAACGGCUUGAAGCUGAUGCUGCUGCUCGAGGUGAUCUCCGGCGAGACCCUGCCCAAGCCGGACCGCGGCAAGAUGAGGUUCCACAAGAUCGCCAAUGUCAAUAAGGCGUUGGACUUCAUCGCUUCCAAAGGCGUAAAGUUGGUGUCAAUCGGCGCCGAAGAAAUCGUCGAUGGCAACUUGAAGAUGACGCUGGGUAUGAUCUGGACCAUUAUCUUGCGAUUCGCCAUCCAGGACAUCUCAGUCGAAGAAAUGACCGCCAAGGAAGGUCUCCUCCUAUGGUGCCAACGCAAGACAGCUCCGUACAAGAACGUGAACGUGCAAAACUUCCACCUGUCCUUCAAGGACGGGCUGGCGUUCUGCGCGCUCAUCCACAGGCACAGGCCCGACCUGAUCGACUACAGCAAGCUGUCGAAGGACAACCCGCUAGAGAACCUCAAUACGGCGUUCGAUGUCGCCGAGAAGUACCUCGACAUCCCGCGCAUGUUGGACCCUGAUGACCUUAUUAACACACCAAAGCCGGACGAGCGCGCCAUAAUGACCUAUGUGUCAUGUUACUACCACGCCUUCCAAGGCGCGCAGCAGAACACCGCCAUGCCGGACGAGCGCGCGGUCAUGACCUACGUAUCCUCCUACUACCAUUGCUUCUCUGGCGCGCAGAAGGCUGAAACGGCCGCGAACCGCAUCUGCAAGGUUCUCAAAGUCAACCAGGAGAACGAACGCCUGAUGGAAGAGUACGAACGUCUCGCCAGUGAUCUUCUGGAUUGGAUCCGUCGCACCAUGCCGUGGCUGAACAGCCGCCAGACGGACAACUCUCUCGCCGGCUGCCAGAAGAAACUAGAGGACUACCGUACUUACAGACGUAAGCACAAGCCGCCCCGCGUCGAGCAGAAGGCCAAGCUCGAGACCAACUUCAACACGCUGCAGACCAAACUGCGCCUCAGCAACCGCCCCGCCUACAUGCCCACUGAGGGCAAGAUGGUUUCCGACAUCGCCGGAGCGUGGAAGGGGCUGGAGAUCGCCGAGAAGGCGUUCGAGGAGUGGCUGCUGAGCGAGAUGAUGCGGCUCGAGCGGCUCGAGUACCUGGCGCAGAAGUUCAAGCACAAAGCCGACAUCCACGAGGACUGGACCAGAGGCAAGGAGGAGAUGCUGCAGUCCCAGGACUUCAGGCAGUGCAAGCUUCAGGACAUCAAGGCUCUCAAGAAGAAGCACGAGGCCUUCGAGUCCGACCUCGCCGCGCACCAAGACCGCGUCGAGCAGAUCGCCGCCAUUGCUCAGGAACUCAACACCCUGGAGUACCACGAGGUGGGCGCGGUGAACGCGCGCUGCCAGCGCAUCUGCUCGCAGUGGGACCGCCUGGGCGCGCUCACGCAGCGCCGGCGCCAGGCGCUGGACGACGCCGAGCGCGUGCUGGAGCAGAUCGACCUGCUGCAUCUAGAGUUCGCCAAGCGCGCCGCGCCCUUCAACAACUGGCUGGACGGCACGCGCGAGGAUCUCGUGGACAUGUUCAUCGUGCACACCAUCGAGGAGAUCUCCGGGCUCAUGGACGCGCACGCGCGCUUCAAGGCCACGCUCGGCGAGGCCGACAAGGAGUACCAGGCGAUAGUGAACCUGGUGCACCAAGUGGAGUCCAUCGUGAAGCAGCACCAGAUCCCCGGCGGUCUCGAGAACCCCUACACCACACUCACCGCACACGAGUUGAACCGCAAGUGGUCGGACGUGCGGCAGCUGGUGCCGCAGCGGGACGGCACGCUGGCGGCCGAGCUGCGCAAGCAGCAGAACAACGAGACCCUCCGCCGCCAGUUCGCUGAGAAGGCCAACGCCGUCGGGCCCUGGAUCGAGCGCCAGAUGGACGCCGUCACCGCCAUCGGCAUGGGCCUGCAGGUAACACACCACCUGCAAAACAACGAGACACUCCGCCGCCAGUUCGCGGAGAAGGCCAACGCCGUCGGGCCCUGGACCGAGCGCCAGAUGGACGCCGUCACCGCCAUCGGCAUGGGUCUGCAGGUAACACACCACCUGCAGAACAACGAGACCCUCCGCCGCCAGUUCGCGGAGAAGGCCAACGCCGUCGGGCCCUGGAUCGAGCGCCAGAUGGACGCCGUCACCGCCAUCGGCAUGGGCCUGCAGGUAACACACCACCUGCAGAACAACGAGACCCUCCGCCGCCAGUUCGCGGAGAAGGCCAACGCCGUCGGGCCCUGGAUCGAGCGCCAGAUGGACGCCGUCACCGCCAUCGGCAUGGGCCUGCAGGUAACACACCACCUGCAGAACAACGAGACCCUCCGCCGCAAGUUCGCGGAGAAGGCCAACGCCGUCGGGCCCUGGACCGAGCGCCAGAUGGACGCCGUCACCGCCAUCGGCAUGGGUCUGCAGGUAACACACCACCUGCAGAACAACGAGACCCUCCGCCGCCAGUUCGCGGAGAAGGCCAACGCCGUCGGGCCCUGGAUCGAGCGCCAGAUGGACGCCGUCACCGCCAUCGGCAUGGGCCUGCAGGUAACACACCACCUACAGAACAACGAGACCCUCCGCCGCCAGUUCGCGGAGAAGGCCAACGCCGUCGGGCCCUGGAUCGAGCGCCAGAUGGACGCCGUCACCGCCAUCGGCAUGGGCCUGCAGGGCUCGCUAGAAGACCAGCUCCGACGACUGAAGGAGUACGAAGCCGGAGUGUACGCAUACAAGCCGCACAUCGAGGAGCUCGAACGCAUCCACCAGGCCGUGCAGGAGGGCAUGAUCUUCGAGAACAGGUACUCACAAUACACGAUGGAGACCCUCCGCGUGGGCUGGGAGCAGCUGCUCACAUCCAUCAACCGCACCAUCAACGAGGUCGAGAACCAGAUCCUCACCCGCGACUCCAAGGGCAUCACGCAAGAACAGCUCACCGAGUUCCGCGCCUCCUUCAACCACUUCGACAAGAACCGCACUGGCCGUCUCGCCCCCGAGGAACUCAAGUCGUGCUUAGUGUCGGUCGGCUACAGCAUCGGCAAGGACAGGCAAGGAGAGCUCGACUUCCAACGCAUCUUGGCCGUUGUCGACCCCAACAACACAGGUUACGUGUCGUUCGAUGCGUUCCUGGACUUCAUGACUCGGGAAUCCACAGACACAGACACCGCUGAGCAGGUCAUCGACAGCUUUAGGAUCUUAGCUGGUGAUAAGCCGUACAUCACGGCGGAAGAGCUGCGCCGCGAGCUGCCCCCGGACCAGGCGGAGUACUGCGUGGCGCGCAUGCCGCCCUACCGCGGCGGCGGCCCGCCCGGCGCGCUCGACUACAUGGCCUUCUCCACCGCGCUCUACGGCGAGACCGACCUCUAGGCGCAGGUUGAUCGAGUCGCGUCAUAAUCAUCUCACCGGGAGCAGCCACAGGAUGCCGCGCCGGCCGCGAGGCAGACAUGUUUCCCUUACGUUGACGGCGAGCCCUAUUCUGCCAACGUAACGCAAACAUCUUCUGCCGAAACUUAAUAUUUAAUACAGUCCUGUAUAAACUUAAGUAUGUGCAAUGUUCAAACCAAAAAUGCCAUUAACUUUCACACCGUUACUCUUCUCCCUAAUGACUACCGUAAACUUUUGGCUCAAAUCAGAGAAAUCAUCUGUAGAAUACGUUUUCGACAUCUCUAUUUAUACACUAGUGUUAGGUAUUUUUAACUUUUAUAUGAAAUUCUCAGGGAAGUCACAAAACAUUUAUUUGUAAGAUGGAAAUGGUGCUAAUGUUAGGCUUGACUAAUGUGUGACACCAAAAUAAGACUCAUUCACGUUGUGAGAAUGUUUUUGUUAUAUUUUUUUAUUUAUAAGCAAAAUAUUAUUUAUACAAAGAUCAUUUUAAUUACUGCCAUUAGUAAUUUAUAGUACUUCGAUGGUAGGUACGUAAAGUUUUAAGCUGUCCAAAUUCGUAAAUGCAGGGAAGUGUCACACAAAUUAUUUAUAUCAUAGAUUGCCAUAGCUUGCCUGCAUCUAUUUAUUUAUCAUUUUUUAUAUGAUUAUCGUUUUUGAGAGUAUUUUUGUUUGAGUACUCUAAAUAAAUGAUCUGCCAUAUUUGUCUUUUAAUAAUGACUGUGUUGAUAAUCCAACCAAUAUCGUAUGAGAAAGAUUGGCACAGUAAAUAAGAAUGAAUUAUGUGCCCAAAAAGUAUACUAACUCGAAUGUACAGCUAAUUUAAUAAAAAGCUCUUAAACACA
Molecule: messenger RNA, 4498 nt
Organism: Cydia fagiglandana
Lineage: Eukaryota; Metazoa; Arthropoda; Insecta; Lepidoptera; Tortricidae
Gene: Actn
Product: alpha-actinin, sarcomeric
Exons: 21
Coding region: 129-3638 (1169 amino acids)
Biological process (GO): actin cytoskeleton organization; muscle cell development
Cellular component (GO): Z disc; cortical actin cytoskeleton; cell junction
Molecular function (GO): calcium ion binding; actin filament binding
Source: RefSeq, a predicted model, not a curated record